Messenger RNA from Cololabis saira (Pacific saury), 3325 nucleotides. It is a transcript of the gene adam28, whose product is annotated as ADAM metallopeptidase domain 28. Gene Ontology annotation, cellular component: plasma membrane. Gene Ontology annotation, molecular function: metalloendopeptidase activity. The transcript has 22 exons. Gene Ontology annotation, biological process: proteolysis. The record is from RefSeq and is a predicted model, not a curated record. NCBI's taxonomy places the organism in Eukaryota, Metazoa, Chordata, Actinopteri, Beloniformes, Belonidae. The coding region runs from base 82 to 2418 and encodes 778 amino acids.
GAGGCACAACGUGCAGGUGACAGUAUAAAGCCUGAUCACAGCGCUGCCUGCUCUGUUUCACUGACUAUCUUCACCUGGACAAUGACUAGAACUCUCCUGCUGUGGGUCCUCUUCCUAAACGCCUCGUUCAAGCCCUCAGAGAGCCACAGCCAUGAGUUUGAACAUGGGAAGGACUAUGAGGUGGUUCGACCCGUCAGACUUCACACAGUGAGAAAAAGACAUGCAGAGCACCUGAGACCAGGGACGAUGAAGUAUGCAAUGACCGUUGGAGGAAGGGACAUUGAAAUGCAUCUGGAAAAAAAUAGUGAACUGCUUACCAAAGACUACACGGAGACUUUCUACCAAGACGAUGAAACUAGAGUCACCACAAUCCCAAAUGAUAUCGACCACUGCUACUACCACGGAAAGAUUGUGAACGACAGCACAUCAUCUGUUAGCAUCAGCACUUGCGAUGGACUCAGGGGUUACUUCAGGACAUCGGCCCAGCGGUACCUGAUUGAGCCGCUGACUGCGGACGAUGAGGGGGAUCACGCAGUGACCACUUUUAAUGGCACGGACUCCACACCUGCAGUGUGCGGCGUCACCAACACCUCCUGGAGUGAUGACUUUGAACCCCCAACCAGCCGGAGCCGAUCCAGAUCAGCGGCUAAUUCUAUCGUCCAGAAGCAGAAAUACAUUGAACUCUUUGUUGUUGCUGAUAACCGAGAGUAUGUCAAGAUGAAAAAUGACAUGAAGGAGUUAAGAAAGAGGAUAUUUGAAAUCAUCAACUUCGUCAACAUGGCAUACAAACCUCUGAGGACCUUCAUUGCUCUGGUGGGUCUGGAAGUCUGGUCGAAAAGGGACUUGAUCUCUGUGACCACCCCCGCUGGGGCCAGUCUGGACGCUUUCAUGAAGUGGAGGAACUCUGAUCUGAUGAGCAGGAAAAAACACGACAACGCCCACCUCAUCAGUGGAAUCGACUUUGAUGGCGCAACUGUCGGUCUGGCUUUCAUCGGGACGCUUUGCGGCGCCCACUCAGUGGGGGUUGUGCAGGACCACAACAACCGGGCUAUUGCAGUGGGAGCGACGCUGGCUCAUGAAAUGGGUCACAAUCUGGGGAUGGACCAUGACGACUCCAGUGCCUGCGCUUGUUCAGGAGACAGCUGCAUCAUGGCUGCAGCCCUCAGCUGGAAUGUUCCUCGCACCUUCAGCAGCUGCAGCACCAACAACUACGAGAGGUACCUGACCAACCGCAGUCCCAGCUGCAUGCUGGACAAACCAAACUAUUUGGAUCUGGAGACUCCUGCGGUCUGCGGAAACGGUUUCCUGGAGCAGGGGGAGCAGUGCGACUGUGGGACUGCGCAGGAGUGCACCAACCCAUGCUGCAACGCCACCACCUGCACCCUUAGCGAGGGCUCCAAGUGUGCUGAAGGCGAGUGCUGCUACAACUGUCAGAUCUCACCUCGCUCCACUGAGUGCCGCAGGAAGCAGGACGACUGCGACCUGGCGGAGUACUGCGAUGGAAAGAGUGCAACGUGUCCCGAGGACGUGUUUGGCGUGAACGGGCUCCCGUGUGAUGGAGGUCAGGGACACUGCUACGACGGCCAGUGUCCACAGAGGUCAGACCAGUGCGUCAGGCUCUACGGAGGAAGUGCUGUGGAGGCUCGUCUGUACUGCUACAAACAGAACGCCAGAGGAACGUACUACGGCUUCUGCAGACGUCUCUCCAACUCCCAGUUCAUCCCCUGCCAGCAGGAAGAUCUGUUGUGUGGGAAGCUCUACUGCCAGGGGGGCAACUACAACCCAAAUUACGGCCGGAUGGUCAGCAUCGGGGACUGCAAGGCAGCUUUCUUUGCUGACUACACGAAAGACUACGGCCAAGUGGAUGCAGGGACUAAAUGUGGAGAUGGAAAGGUGUGCAGCCAGAAUCAGUGCAUGGAUCUGGAGACAGCUUACAGAAAUGUGAACUGUUCAGCAAAAUGCCCAGGCAACGCUGUGUGUAACCACCGGAGCGAGUGUCAGUGUGAGCCUGGCUGGCUGCCGCCCAGCUGCGACUCACAGGAUGAAUCCUUCAGUUCUCUGUCUACGGGAGCAGCUGUUGCCAUCGCGCUGGUAGUGAUCCUUGUGGUCCUCGGAGCCAUAUUCGGUGUGGUGGGCUACAUGUGGAAAAAACGACAAAGUCCUGUGUUGCCAGUCAGCUCACACCCCCAGAGGAAGCAGCGGGCCGUGAGCGCCUCCUCUCCGUUUCAAAACAAACCGUCUGUGGUCUCUCAACCCAUGGCAUCCACACAGGCUCCUAGGAUGAAGCCCAAAGGAGCUCCACCUCCACCUCCUCCGGCCGGGAACAGACCAAAGCCGGGCCAAACCCCCAAACCUGCGGGCCAGAACUACAUCGCUGCACGUCAGGCCCUGAGACCAGUACUUCAUCCCAAGGUCUGAUGUUUAGCAGCGCCAGAUGUUAAUAAACCAGGGGACACUUCUUUUGAGGCUUUGAGCGAUCUACCGAGGAGCAUCCUGCCACCACAAACUGCUGCAGCUCUCAUUGUUUUACUGCACAGCUCAAGGCUCUUCUGUUUUGCACAUGCGAGAAGAACUGUUACUAAUGUGCCACGCACUACAAACUUGAAUCAUGACUUUUUAUUCUAUAAAGGCACUUUUUUAUAUAAUAUAUGGGCGCUGGCCCUGAAUGUAAGUCAAUGUUGUUUUUGCUGCAUAGAACCACUGAGCUGUGAAAUGUUUUUAAUUGUCAAACACCUUUUCAAAAGCCAGCUAUAGAUAAAUAGUGCAUGGAGCUGAUCAGAAAUGCCGAUUAACCUCGACACAAGCGAUGGCCCUUACUGGCUCUGCGGGGCUGAAUGAUCCUGCCACUGGAAGGUUCACGUCUGCAAUUUCUGUCCAAUCACAAGCCAUAUCUUAUGUGAAAAUAGUGAAAUACCUUUAUUUUUAAUAUAUUUGAUAUAGAAAUCACAGUUCUGUAAAGUACGAAGAGCAUUAUCAGAUACUUUGAUGGACUAGAAUCUCCAAACUGACACUGGUUUAAAGGGCAAGCCCUGUAAAUUCAUGUAGAGCGUGUCAGACGAUAUCAGCGUGGAUUAAAAACACAAGAUGACAUCUGCUGCUGGUCCGAGGUCCUUUUCAACUCCAUAAUCAACGCUGGAGACUGAACUUAAAUGUCUGACAUAGUGCUUUUUUUUAAGUUAUUGCUUAUUAUGUUCCAACUGUAAAUAAGAGUUUUUGCAGUGCAGACGUCACUGUUGCUCGUCUGCAGUGAGGUGAAAAUGUACAGAAUGUAAAAUAAGCUCCGUCCCAGCUUUUACAUGCACACAAGAAUCUUUUUAUCAAACAU